GGGCUGAUAGGGCAGAGCAACUGUGUCUUCUCUGGAAGAGAGAGAGAGAAAAAAGAGAGAGAGAGAGAGAAAGAGAGAGAACUCACAUGAGAGGAAGUGCACAGACACAGUAAAGUCAGAGGGUUGUGUCAGGCAGUUGAGUGUGACUCCCUCUGUCUGUCAGUGCACAGCCGGGCUCCAGCGCUGCAGCACCACCACUCCCCUGUCAAAGCAGGAUCUAUCUUCUCCCCGUGCCUCCACGCCCGUCUGACCGCUGCCUCUGUGAUUGACUGGACCGCUGUGGAAGCUCGGAGGGGCCUCUCACUGGAUGUCAGCACCCAAAGCCGUGGAUGUGAUCAUCAGCAAUCAGGCUUCAUUAUCCAUACAUGGGGAGCAGCCCAUGGACCUAAGUGUGACCCAGAGGUUGUUACAUCCCGGCCUAGAUUCGGCCAUGCUGGCCCCCCGCCCUCCCUUCUUCCUUGGACCUCAGCAUUGCUCUCAGUUCUCCCCGCAGCACUUGCAGUAUAACAUUGAACAAAGGCAAAGAGAGAUGGAGCAGGAGAAAAGAGAAGGGCUGCAACAGCUGACACGAAAGAGCAAAAAUGAGCAGAGUGCUGUAGCCAGUCCUCUGGUAAGGCAGAAACUUCGGGAACACAUAAUUAUGAAGAGCCAGCCCACCCAUGACAGGGUCACUCCCAACCACAGCAGUCCUACACCAGGAUACAGGCUCCCGGACAUGUCCCCAAAGUCUUCAGCCUGUGAGGAGCGUAAAGACCUUGCCCUGCGCAGAACAGUCUCUGAGCCCACUCUGAAGUGGAAGAUAAAGAAGUUCAUCAGCACAAGGCCAAACCCGCUGCGGCGUAAGAUCAGCGCCCCUCCCGCUGUCAAGCACAGGACUGAAACUCUGGACUCGUCCCCCAGCAGCAGCAGCACCCCAGCAUCAGGGUGCAGCUCACCCAACGACAGCCUCCAUUCGGAAAACGGGCACCUCCCAGUGGCUCAUGAGGCACAGAGGCUGCUGGCCCAUUUCAGCUUGCCCUCCAACCCCACUGCCAUGCCCAACAUCACUGCUGGACUUCCUGCACAGGCUGACCUGCGACUAGCCAGGCCGUUGGCAAUAUCUGCUCUGCAUCAGGUCUACCUGCCUCUGGAUGGAAGCAGCUCAUCCCUGGGUCAGCACCUGCAGCCUGUGCUUAUACUGGAACCACACACCGGACUGGUGCACACCCAGCUUGUCUCUCUUCAUGGUUUGAGCUCCAUUCCUCUGCAGCAGCAGCAGCCUCACCUGUCGUCCCCCACCAGAAGGGAAGGUGUAGUUACCUUGUCUUCCCACAGACCGCUGGAGCGAACACGCUCCGAGCCUCCGCCCUACAGCCACUCAAACAUUUCUCUGCAUGCCAACCGUCACUCACACAUCCAGCACCAGCUGAUCCAGCAAUACCACAAGAGCGGGCUGGAGAGGUUCAAGCAGAACGCACACCUGAGCAAGAUCCCAUCGGAGGACAUGGACCUGGAGGAGAUUGGAUCAGGAUCAGGUUCGGGGCCCGGGUCCGUGUGCGAUUCAGAACCGGGCUCUGUGUGUGAGGACGGCUACCGCAGGAGACAGAGCACUGCCAGCACGGACUCAGUUUACGGAACGGAGUCCAAUACCUCCUCACGGGACAGCUUGAUCGAGAUCUCACAUUCACUCAAUCAGAGGCAGGUGAUCCUUCGAUCAGGUCUCCAGCUGGACCCCCUGGGUGGGCCUGCCCUAAUUUGGCCUCACCAGCCUCUGGUUCGGACACAGUCCUCCCCAGCCUCCACUUCCCUGCAUCCUCCUCCUCCACAUUCAGCCACAACCAUACCUUCCCUGUCACUGUCCAUCCCGGCUGCAGACGUCCAGCUACGCUUCACCACAGGUCUGGUUUAUGAUGCUCAGAUGCAGAAGCACCAGUGUACCUGUGGGGACAACAGCCGCCACCCUGAGCAUGCUGGGAGGGUCCAGAGCAUCUGGUCCAGACUGCAUGAAAGGGGUCUCAGGAGCCAGUGUGAGCGUAUCCGCAGCAGGAAGGCCACUCUAGAAGAGCUGCAGUCGGUCCAUUCAGAGAAACACGUGCUUCUGUUCGGCACCAACCCGCUCAACCGCCUCAAGCUGGACAAUCGCAAGUUGGCUGGAAUCUUAUCUCAACGGAUUUUUGUGAUGUUGCCAUGCGGAGGAGUUGGGGUGGACAUCGAUACAGUCUGGAAUGAACUUCACACAUCAGUAGCCUCCCGUAUUGCUGCAGGAUGUGUCACAGACCUGGCACUGAAGGUGGCACAAGGGGAGCUGAAGAAUGGCUUUGCAGUGGUGAGGCCUCCGGGACACCAUGCAAACCACUCCUCCCCGCUGGGCUUCUGUUUCUUCAACUCUGUGGCCAUCGCCGCCAAGCAGCUCCAACACAAACUCAACGUCAGCAAGAUCCUCAUCGUGGACUGGGAUGUUCACCAUGGCAACGGCACCCAGGAAGCCUUCUAUAACGACCCGAGCGUGCUGUACAUCUCCCUGCAUCGCUAUGACGAUGGCAACUUCUUUCCCGGUAGUGGACAUCCCAGUGAGGUGGGUGCAGGUGCAGGCGAGGGCUUCAAUGUGAACGUAGGAUGGACAGGGGGUUUGAACCCUCCCAUGGGUGACGCCGAGUACCUGGCUGCAUUCAGAGCCGUGGUGAUGCCCAUCGCCCACGAGUUUUCCCCUGAUGUGGUGCUGGUGUCCGCUGGCUUUGAUGCUGUCGAAGGACAUUUGUCAUCGCUGGGAGGCUACAAGGUCACAGCCAAGUGUUUUGGCUUCCUGACCCGUCAGCUGAUGUCACUGGCCGGGGGUCGGGUUGUCCUGGCUCUGGAGGGGGGACAUGACCUCAAGGCCAUCUGCGACGCCUCUGAAGCCUGCGUCAGCGCCUUGCUGGGCAUGGAGGUGGAGCCUCUGUCCCAGUCCGUGUUGGACCAGAAACCUUGUGAAAAUGCUGUCAAGUCACUGCAGAGAGUCAUCCAGGUCCAGGGUGAGUACUGGCAGAGCGUAAAGGAUUCGGCCGCCACCGUGGAUCUGUCCUACCUGCAGGCGCAGAGACGGCGGCUGAGACGAGACUCGGACAGCGAGGCCGUCAUCGCCAUCGCCUCGCUGUCGAUGGGAGCUGUCGCUUCUGACAAUGAACAGCCAGAAAAACUGACAGAGAAAGAUGAUUCCCUCUGAGGAAAGAGUCUCCUGACAGCUGCCUUUGACCAAGUCUCUAUGGAAACACACACACACACACACACACGCACACACACACACACACAGAGAGCUAUGCAUUUGGACCAUCACUGGAAGCAGAUGUCCUCCUCAGUUCGACCACUGUAUUCACUCCUCCACCUGCGUAACUACUGGCUCCAGUCUGACCACUCUGAUGAUUCAAACACACACUGAACAUUCACCUGGGCAACAUUCAAUGCUCUCAUGACGCCUCUACAGGCUUCUCCUGAAGGGGACAUCGGCCUCUGAACGGAGAAAAAAGUUGAAAAGAAAGACAACCAGAGGCGAAUUAAUGAAGGAUCUUCACUCUCUUGUAGCAACAUAACGUAGCAGGAACACACACUUGACGAAGCACAGCUCUCCGCGACUUUAAAUUCACCUUGUAAACGACUCCCACAAGAGCUGCGAGAGAGACCGUUGUAACCUUGAAGGCGGGGUCAAAGGUCACCCUGGGCUCACUGAAGCCAAUCACUCCAAGCGGGGAAGGAGUCGUCCCCGCAGGACGUGCCGGUGAAGGAGAGCAGACACAUCCUCCGCGUCCCACGAUGAUGAUGUCAUUUGUCUGAAGGUGACAAAGAUCCAAUGAAGGAAAAAAGAUCAGGAGCUUCUGAUCGUUUUGCACUGCACCGCUCCGUAAUGUGAACUGGACAAGAUGGAGGAAGACGCGGCCAUGUUGACAAUCAAACAUCUUGUUUGUUCAUGUUUUUUUAGUUUAUUUGAAUAUUCAUUCAUUUGACCUUUGGCACACAUUUUUGUGAAUGUGAGCAGGAGUUUUUUUAAGAAUCCAGUAAGAGUGAAGCUACAGAUGCAUGUGUUUCAUAUUGUUUUGUAUGUCCACAUAUUUUCUUAAAUCGUUUUUUCUUUCAUAGCCUGUCGGGCGAGCAUAUGCGGCGAGAGUCUGCAGUUAUUGUUAUGGCUCCCCGGCAGAUAAAAGAAGACACCGCAGCCUUUGAUGAAGUGCGUCUUAAAAGUGUCGACAUGCUGUAGUUUGCAUCGGUGGCAUUAGUCACAAUGAAGAGCUAAUACCUCCAGUCGUUGGAGCAUCAAUAUCAGGGGAGGAAGAGAUUCUUUACACGUCAGCAAAGACACAAAUCGCCCAUGAUGCCUCAGUGCAGCUUGACCACUCAGAAAUGAUUGUAUAUGUGACGAUGCAGAUCACAUUUUGGGUGAGACUUAAUGACAAUCCCACGAUUAAAGUGCACUUACGUUGCCCUCAGGACGAGAAGAUCAGAACGACUUAAAAUCUGAGCUCGGACCAGUGUUUCUACCUGUGGACGUACAUUCCUGCUGUACUUUGUAAAUUCAUUGCAAACUCUUUCAUAAUAAGGACAAACUGACCUUCGUUCGUCAUUGACGUAGCAGCGUUCUGUUUACUCUCUGCCGCGGGGACGUUUGGCUCCCCGGACCAAACAGCGACGUUUUAGCAGCAAUAAUACUGAGAUAGUUGAAUAUCCACACAGUGCAAUUGGACACAGGUUAAGCGAAACCAAAGUUUAUGAGAACAAUGUGCCGUCGCUGGACUGGCAUGGCUUAAAGAACUUCAAAGACUUUGAAGAGUUUGUGAAUGUUUCUUUUUUUUUUUUUUUUUAUCCAAACAGUCGAACAGCACCAAAAGCACAGGACGGAUAUAUAAACAAAUUUCUCCAAAGAAAAAAAACUAUUUAUACAUUCAGAUUCCGUGUCUUUGAAGUGCUCUUUGCAUGUCUAACACAAUUAUGACGGUGCUAUGGAUUAUUCUUUUUUAAGUUUGCCUUUUUCUUUCUUUCUUUCUUUACGUUGUGUACGCAACUCAAAAUGAAAUCGAAUCUUUAAUGUAAUGAAAAUGUGAAAACAAGCUCCUUAUCAUGUAGGACAGUCCGAGUGUUUACGAGAACAUUCACGACAGUGACCUGACAUAUCUAAUGUCUUAUCUUUUGUCUUAUGCAAAUGACUUAUUUUUGUAUUUGAUCUCAAAAAUGAACCCUGUGUGUACUUAGAGACCAAAUUGUCAGCCUGUGUGCCUUGAAUGCUGACCGACCUGUGUGAAGGUAGCCUUAACUAACUGGAUCUUAAUGAAAACUGCAGGCAAAGUCCAGUUUUCUCUUAACUGACUCUCUGACUAGUUUCUGUACAGUGUACAUAUUGACUUUGUGUUGUUUUUUUGUCUGCCUUUGUCUUUUCUACUAUUUUUGUUUCCAGAAAAAAAAAUCCUUAAUAAAGGUAAAUUAUAUACA
Molecule: messenger RNA, 5433 nt
Organism: Sebastes umbrosus (honeycomb rockfish)
Lineage: Eukaryota; Metazoa; Chordata; Actinopteri; Perciformes; Sebastidae
Product: histone deacetylase 7-like
Exons: 25
Coding region: 308-3181 (957 amino acids)
Biological process (GO): negative regulation of transcription by RNA polymerase II; chromatin organization
Cellular component (GO): histone deacetylase complex
Molecular function (GO): histone deacetylase activity
Source: RefSeq, a predicted model, not a curated record